AUGGGUGUCGGUACGGGAAACGGAGUGGCCGAACGAGUGAAACUUGAGAGAGAUGGGCACAGGGCAAGGCGGCGCUUGCUGAGCGAAUCAUUGCCGCCUCAGGCUACCAAGGCUACCAAGGCUACUAAGGCUACUAAGGCUACUAAGGCUACUAAGGCUACCAAGGCUACCAAGGCUGCUCAGCGAAGCCCCCUUUCCUUUUCCCCCUUUCCAGCUGUCUUGUACUCUUUAUGUGCUCGAGAUAUAGUCUGGACUAAUGCAACUACAGAGAAGUACAGCUCCAGCUCCAGCUACGGCUACAGCUGCAGUACAGCUACGGCUACAGCUACAACUACAGCUACAACUACAGCGACGGCUACAGCUACAACUACAGCUACAACUACAGCGACGGCUACAGCUACAACUACAGCUACAACUACUGCUACAGCUACAGCUAGUACAGCUACGACGUGA
Messenger RNA from Drepanopeziza brunnea f. sp. 'multigermtubi' MB_m1, 453 nucleotides. The record is from RefSeq and is a predicted model, not a curated record. Lineage: Eukaryota; Fungi; Ascomycota; Leotiomycetes; Helotiales; Drepanopezizaceae.